AUGCUGAGGAGCACCCUGCUGUGCGCGGCGCUGGGGCUCCUGCGCGCCCAGCCUUUCCCCUGCCCCCCGGCCUGCAAGUGUGUGUUCCGGGACGCCGCGCAGUGCUCCGGGGGCGACGUGGCGCGCCUCGCCGAGCUCGGCCUGCCCGCCAACCUCACGCACAUCCUGCUCUUCCGAAUGGGCCACGGCGCCUUGCAGAACCACAGCUUCAGCGGCAUGACGGUCCUGCAGCGCCUGAUGCUGUCCGACAGCCACAUUGUCGCCAUUGCCCCUGGCACCUUCCACGACCUGAUAAAACUUAAAACCCUGAGGCUGUCGCGCAACAAGAUCACGCAUCUGCCGGCCGCGCUGUUGGAUAAGAUGGUGCUCCUGGAACAGUUGUUUCUGGACCGCAACGAACUGAAGGACAUCGACCAAAACAUGUUUCAGAAACUGGUUAACCUGCAGGAGCUCUUUUUGAACCAAAACCAGCUUGCUUUCCUUCCCGCUCGCCUCUUCACAAAUCUGGGGAACCUGAAACUGCUGGAUUUGUCGGGAAACAAUCUGACCCACCUGCCCCAGGGAUUGCUCGGGACACAGGCUAAGCUUGAGAAGCUCGUGCUCCACUCGAACCAGCUCGUCUCUCUGGAUGCGGGGCUGCUGAGUCGCCUGCGCGCCCUGAAGGAGCUGCAGCUGGACCGAAAUCACAUCCGUUCCAUCGCACCGGGAGCCUUCGACCCGCUCCGGAGCCUGAGCCACUUGACUCUCUCCAGAAACCACCUGGAGUUUCUGCCCUCCGCACUCUUUCUUUAUUCGCAUAAUUUGACAUUCCUGACGCUGUUCGAGAACCCGCUGGAAGAGCUGCCGGAGGUGCUCUUCGGGAAGCUGGCCGGCCUGCGGGAGCUGUGGCUGAACCGCACCCGGCUGCGCACCUUGCCCGCCACCGCCUUGCGCGCCCUGAGCGGCCUGCGGGAGUUCGGCCUGACCCUGAGCCCGCGUCUGAGCGCGCUCCCCGAGGACGCCUUCCGGGGCCUGGCCUCGCUCCAGGUGCUCGCCCUGCACUCCAACGGCCUGGCCGCGCUCCCCGGCGCCUUGCUGCGCGGCCUCGACGGGCUGCGCCGCGUCUCGCUGCGCCACAACCGGUUGCGGGCCCUGCCGCACGCGCUCUUCCGCCACCUCCGCAGCUUGGAGCGUGUCGAGCUCGAGCACAACCAGCUGGAGGCCCUGGCCGGCGACGCGUUUGCGGAUCUGCCCCGGCUGGCGGAGGUCCUGCUGGGGCACAAUCCCUGGCGCUGCGACUGCGGCCUGCGGCCCUUCCUGGCGUGGCUGCGGCGGCACCCGGGCCUCGUGGGCCGAGCCGAGCCCCCGAUAUCCGUCUUCCCGAGGUACUGCUCUACCACACCUCCUGUAGAGGUAGAGGCUGGGGUAUUGCUGUUCAUGUUUGGUCUCCAUAUUGGCCCCUUCUGUAUUUUCUCAUUUCCACUACGAGUUUUCCUUUGA
This is a messenger RNA of Leptonychotes weddellii (Weddell seal), 1479 nucleotides long. RefSeq names its product glycoprotein V platelet (gene GP5). NCBI's taxonomy places the organism in Eukaryota, Metazoa, Chordata, Mammalia, Carnivora, Phocidae. The record is from RefSeq and is a predicted model, not a curated record. Gene Ontology annotation, cellular component: plasma membrane. Gene Ontology annotation, molecular function: protein binding.